UAGACCGACUGCAACUGGGGUUGCAAGCGGAGCAGCGUAUAAAAGCGCUUAUCCUGGCCGACACAAAUCACACUUCGACUUCAGCAGUCAACGAGAGCAAGCAGCAGCAACAGCAUCAGCAUCAGCAGUAUCAGUCACGCCACAAACAGAUUAUACAAUGGCAGCUCUUAGAUGUACUCUCACUUUGCUACUGGUCACCAUCAUUGUGGCAGCGAUUCUGUUGCACAGCAGCGAGGCAGCCUACAGGAAGCCGCCAUUCAAUGGCAGCAUCUUUGGCAAGCGCAAUGCUUUGGAUUAUGACAAUGCCAAGGCAAUGAGCGCCGUUUGUGAGGUGGCCAUGGAGGCGUGUCAAAGCUGGUUUCCACAGAACGAUAGCAAAUAGGAGCAAGCCCUGAGACUGAUCUUAAAGCACACUAAAACUAAAUUAUACUGCAGCUGUCGAAUCACAGGUAGCGACUAAAUAUACUCAUGAGCAAGACAAGUAUGAAAUCAAUUACAAGUAAAAG
Drosophila arizonae is the source of this 506-nucleotide messenger RNA. It is a transcript of the gene SIFa, whose product is annotated as neuropeptide SIFamide. NCBI's taxonomy places the organism in Eukaryota, Metazoa, Arthropoda, Insecta, Diptera, Drosophilidae. The record is from RefSeq and is a predicted model, not a curated record.